This is a messenger RNA of Acanthisitta chloris (rifleman), 7425 nucleotides long. RefSeq names its product centromere protein F, 350/400kDa (gene CENPF). The record is from RefSeq and is a predicted model, not a curated record. Gene Ontology annotation, molecular function: transcription factor binding; protein homodimerization activity; dynein complex binding. The transcript is spliced from 12 exons. Gene Ontology annotation, biological process: metaphase chromosome alignment; mitotic cell cycle; regulation of G2/M transition of mitotic cell cycle. Gene Ontology annotation, cellular component: chromosome, centromeric region; spindle pole; nucleus. The annotation marks the transcript as partial. Lineage: Eukaryota; Metazoa; Chordata; Aves; Passeriformes; Acanthisittidae.
GAACUCUCUUGUCAGCAAUGUUUCUUACAAACACUGGAUCAGCAGUUCAACCAGACAAGAAGCAAACUGAAUCAGGAACUACAGCAAGCCAAAAAUGACUUCAGUGUUCUGCAGGCAGAAUUUGACAAAGUAGUGGCAGUGAAACAACGCUUGGAACGGGAUACCAGUGAUCUCACCCAGAAGCUGUGCAGAGCAGAGCAGGGUCUAUUAGCAGCCCAGGCUAAGGAAUCUGAUCUGGUGAAAAGCUUUGAGAAAUUGAGGCAGGAGAAAAAUCUUCUUGACUGUCAGCUUGGUAAGAAACUGCAAGAGAUCCACCAGCUUGAAGAAGAACUAAAUACAAUCAAGCAAUCUCUAAAGCAAAGUCAGAAUUUUGCAGAAGAGAUGAAAAAUAAGAAUUCUUUUCAGGAAGCAGAGCUGAAGUUACUGGAAGAGAAAUUAAAAAAACAAGAGAGCUCCCUUUCAUUGGAGAAGCUGCAAAUAGCUUUAGUUGACAUGGAAAAGCAACAAGAUUCUACCCAAGAGUUGCUCAAGGAAAAAGAUAAUCAUAUUAAAGAACAAGACUAUAAAAUAAGUCAAAUGGAGGAAGAAUCAGAAGCUUUGCAGAGGCUCCUUGGUUUCAAACAGAGAGAAUAUGAAGAAUUGCAAAAAGAGGCUGCUGUUCUUUCUCAAUGGAAAAAUGCAACUCAUCAUCUUAUAAAUAGCUUUCUUUUCAGACUUCAAUCUAUGAUUCCUCGUAUUAAUGACUUGGAGAGUUCCUUUCAAAGUCAGCAAAUCAAAAAUCAUGAGCAUAGUGAGAAACUCAGAAUGAUCCAAGCUGAAAGUGACAGCAAAACCACAGAGAUUAGAGAUCUUAAAGACAUGCUGGAAUAUAAAAGUGCAGAAUUAGAAGAACCAAAAAAAGCUUUUGAUGAACUUAAGCAGAAAGCAGAAUGUUCUGAUAGAAAGUACUGUAAACAGAUAGAAAAUAGGUCCUGUAAAACACUGCAGCUUACAGACCAAGUUGGUGAAGUAGAAGAAAAGUUACAGUUAGCAGCAAGUGAAGGACUGCAAAGGGAGCAAUGUUAUCAUGACCUGCUUGGUGAAGAUGAAAAAAUCUGUUGUCUUGUAAAAGCAAGAGGUACUUCAGAAAUGACAGAAGACAGAGAAGUUAACUUACAAAGUGGUCAGGAUAAAACUCUUCUAGACACCAAGAAACUUGCAACAAAUAACUCAAAUGCUGAGGAUUACAGAUGUGCAAGAGCUCUCCUAGAAGUAGGAAAAACUACAGAUCUGGCCAAUUUGCAAGAGCAGAUAUCUUCUCUUGAGAUUUCCUUAGGGGCUCAAAGGCAGCAGGAUUCAAAUCAGCAGCAGCAGUACAAAGUCGUAGUGCAAAUAAAGAGUGAAACAAAACAAAGACUAUUUGCAGUAGAACAGAUACACAAAAGCUGUGUGACACAAACUGAACAGCAAAUCAGUAACUUGCAAGUAUAUAUUUCAAUGUAUCAGAAAAUAGCUGAAAAAAUUCUAGCUCUUCUUGAGGAAAAGGACCUGCAACUGCAGACUCUGAACAAAACAUUAGAAAACCAACAAGCUGAGCUUCAGGAUUUAAAGAUCAAUAAUAAAUUGCUUGAGGAUUCAGUAAGACAGCUGAAGCUCAUGUCUGGAACAUGGGAUUCAGAGAAGAAGGAUAUGUCUUCAAUGAUUUGCUCAUAUAGCAAAAAAAUUGAUGGACUUACUGAAGGAAAUGCAACCCUUAGGGAUUUAAGCCAAGCUUUAAAGCAAGAACAAAUAACUUUACUGGAAGCAAAUAAAAAUAUUUCUGAGAGUUUAAAGGAAAGAGAAAAAAUAAUUUCUGAAAUGUCGGAAAAACAUGUGCAGGAAAGACAACAUAUUGAAUCAAGAACUGAAGAAAUAAAAGCAAAGCUUGAAGUUUUGCAGGCAAAGUAUAAAUGGGUAGAUGAAAAAAAUGGAAACAUCAUGAGCGUUCUGAGAACACAGACAAUUGAAUUUGAAGAAAAAAAAGCAAAAUUAGAACAAGAGAAACAGCUACUUAGUGAGAAUAAGGAUAUUUUACAUCAGCUAAUAGCCUCAGAAGAAAUAAAAAAGGGUUUGGUUCAAGAACUUCAGCAGCUGCACUCAGAAUUUUCCAAUAUCCAACAUGUGCCUUCUAUGGAGCUUGACUGUUUAAGUCAGGAAAUGUUAAAUGUUGAGGCAACACAAAAUACAAUGCAAGAGAAAUGUGGCCUUGUAUUUCAAGACAAGGAGCAAUCAGGGAAGGGACUAAAACCAAAAAAUGAACCUCUAAUGUGUGACAUUAGUUGUGAACAGACACUCUGUUCUGAAUGGUUGAGAAGGACCAUGGAAGAAAAGGACAUGGAGCUGAAUAAAUACCAAGUUAAACUUGAGCUUCUUCAAAUGGAUUUUGAGGACAGUGAACUCUCCCUAGAGAACUACAGGUUAGAACUGAUGCAACUGCAGACUGCUUUAAAAGGCAUGGAAAUAGAACUUGAGAAAAGCGUGAGAGAGAAAGAGAGACUGCAGCAGGAACUACUGUCUGUUAAAGGAGGGAAAACUUCAGAUCCUUCGCUUACAGUGUUAGAGGAAGAUGGUCACUCAUUGGAGUAUAAUUAUGAUAACAUUUCCCAGAAUUGUGGCAAAAAAAUGGGUGAAAGUUAUUCAUCAGUCAUGCUGGCAUCUUCUUUGCAGGUAAUGAUAAACCACCUGAACAAGCUUGAGAAAAUGUGUGAGAGGCUGCAGAGCAAGAACAUUGUAUUAGCCUCUGGAUUUAAAGAUGCAGAAGCCAAUGGCAUCACAGGUGUUAAUGAAGUGGCAGAGGAGAAAGAGAACAUAAUGAAUGCAGAUAAACAUUUAAAAGUGGAGAAAGCUAUUUUUCCUAAUGACUUUAUGAAUCAAAGUGAUAACAGUGAUCUGAACAUGUAUUCUGAUAAUAAGGAAAUGUCCUUCAGACUUAAAGAAUGCAGUAGUUCUGACUAUGAAGAUUUAAAAUUGUCCAGUAAAGAAGUUCAGACAUGCUUCACUCAAGUAAGAGACACGUUCUUGACUUUCCAAAAUGAACAUAUAAAAUUAUACGAACAGCAUUGCAGUAUGAACUCAAAGAUAAGUGAGCUACAGUCUUGCAUUGAAAUACUGAAGGCAGAAAAUUCUGCAUUGUCAACAAAUCUGAGCAAUGCUCAUAUAGAUUCUGUGAGAGUGUCACUGUCUUCUAGCCAACAUGACACUCCAUCUAAAUUAGAUGAAACUAAGUCCACAGUUUGUUCCUCAGAUAUUUGCAGAAAUCCCUGGUUUAUGGAAGUAAAUGAGGAGGUUGAUUCUUCUAACAGUGGUACAUGCAAAUGGACAGAAGAAAUGAAUCAACUGGACAGUUCUGCAGAGGUACUUCCAGAAUGUGCACCUAGAGUUUUGUUUGAAAAUUGUCAUAACAAUCACAAAUUGGACUCUCUUAGUGAGCUCAGGAGUAUUAGCCCUAGAAAAUCUAACCUUGAAAAUAGAAUUGAAGAACUUCAGAUGCUGUGUCAGACAUAUGAGAAGGCCAUCAAGGUGCUUGAAGAUCAAUUUCAUGUUCAAGAGAAUGUGAAAAAUGAGGAAAUUCAAGAGCUGAAACAAGUUAUACUUUCUGAAAGAAAAGAAAUAGAUCAUCUCAAACAGCAAAAUCUAUCUGACAAGGAAGAAUGGCAGCAAAAACUGAAUGAUGUGACUAGGGAGAUGGAGGGCAGAGUGGCAGCAGAAAGAAAACAAACUGAGUCUCUGUCUUUGGAGCUGGAAGCAGCAAGAUUGCAACUACAAGUCCUUGAUUUAAGUUCUCAUUCGUUGCUGUGCACGGAUACCGAAAAUAACACAGAACAAGAAAACAAUAGUUCUUAUCAAUUGGGAGUUCCUUUUGAAAACUUGGCUCUGAAAAACAGUAAUUCUAAACUAAUCCCUAUUGAGAAAAUGACUGCAGAAGAAAAGUCUGUGUAUGAAAAUAUAACCAAGACCACUGAAACAAGAUUAAUGGAAGAUUAUACUGGCAAGAUCUCUGGAGAACAUGAAUGUAUAAAUAUAUCAGGAGAAAUAACCAGCCCUUCAGACCAUGCCAAUGCAUUGUCAUUUUCCAGCAGUAGGUUUUUGGGUGCUAGGUAUUUCUAUGAAAAUCAAAUAACCACUGAAAUGAUCCAGGAACAGGCAAAACAACAGACUACUGAAAAUUUGAAGCUAAUCUAUGAGACAGCAGAAAACCAAACCCAUGGUGAUAUAAUAAUGAAAGUUGAGCAAUCAAGCUCAGAGCUGAACUUUCAGAACGCACAAGUAACUUUGAAGAGCUCAGCUUUUGCAGAACUGGAGGAAGUUACUGUAGUUAAGAAAGAAAACUGUGACAUAAAGGAAAAACAUGAAUCAGUUUCUGUCAAUAAGCAGCAAUUAUCUCUUAGAGUAGUCUCGUUAGAAAAAGAACCUGAGAAUGCAAAGUCUGAGCUGGAGAUACAUAAAGUUACAUUGUCUAAUGCAGCAGACCUGUUGGAUGAUGUAGAAAUGACCAAGAGAGAUUGUCAGAAACAAUUUCUUGCAGCUGAAAAUGAACAGAAGAGUCCAAAAUCUGAGCAAGUUAGUAUUGAGAACCAUGCUUUCUUGACAGAGCAUGACAUUGAAUUGCUUCAGGCAAAAUGUCAGCAAUUAGAAAGGGAGAGGGAAGUUAACUUGAAAACUCUUUCUAGCUUUCAAGAGCAUCUUGUCUCAGUCACAGCUGAGAGAAACCAUAUUGGCCAAGAACUGAGUAUUUUGUCUGAAAAUAAAAAAGAACUGGAUCUGCAGUAUCAAAAUCUACAAGAGAAAUUAAAGGAGUUAGAGUACACCAAGGGGGAGUCUACUGAAAUCAUCAGAAGGUUAGAGGGUGAAGUGAGGAUGCAAGCAAAUCUGCUCGAGACUGCAAAAUCUGAUGUAAGUCAGUUAUCAAAUGAAAAAAAUCAUCUUCUUCAGAAGCUGCAAAGUUUAGAAAAUGGUGCUGUGUCCUUUGCUUUAGAAAAAGAAAAAUUCCAAAAUGAAGCAGCAGAUUUGAAGGAGGAGAAAGAGCUGAUUGCCAGAGAGUUGGAAAUCAUGCAGAAUAAAUUAAGUUCAUCAGAAAUGGAAAAUUCAAAGCUUUCUAGAUCUUUGGAAGACUUGUUAAUGGAAAAACAUGAACUUGCUGAAAGACUUAGCACAGCACAGAAAGAAUUAGGCCAAUUGCGGUGUGGAAUUGAGAAGCUGAAAGUAAAAAUUGAAUCUGAUGAGAAGAAAAAAUGUCACAUUGCUGAAAAGCUGAAAGAGAGUGAAAGGAAAGCUGACUCUUUUCUGGAUAAAAUAGAGAGGCUUGAAAGAGAAUUGGAGAUGUGUGAGAUAAAACUAGAAGAUACAAUUAUUCAGUUGGAGACUGCAAAAGCAGAGACAGAAACAUUAACAAUGGAGAUGGAAGAAAUGACUGAAAAGCUGAAAUGUUCUAACUUACAAAUUGAUGUCCUCACCUCAGAAAAAGAGGAUUUGGUUAAUGAUUUUAAACAAAAGCAAGAAAGAAUCCUAGAGUCUUCGAAUUUGACUACAGCAAAACUCUCAAAAGAAAAAGAAAAGAUGCAAAUCAAGGAUGAGUUUGAAAAUAUUGUGGCAUUGCUGAAAUCUGAGCUCAAAGAUAUGAGUGAGAAAUUAGAAUUUUCAUGCAAGGCAGAAGCAGAUGCUACCGCAAAAGAACAAGUCUUGAUUAAUCAGGUGGCUUGUCUUGAGCAAGACAAAACAAUGCUGUUACAGGAAUGUCAGGAAAUAAAAAAUGAAAACAUCAUAUUAGAUCAAAUGAGGGAAGUACUUGUUCAAGAAUUGAUGGAUUGUAAACAAAAGCUUGAAGAAAAGGUGCAGGAAAAUGGUGCUCUUCAAAAGCAGGUGAAAGAAACAGAAGAACUGUCUUUACAGCUGACGCAGAUGCACCAUGAGCUUGAACAUUGGCACCAGGGAAAAAAAGGGCUGCAGAAUUUGAUUGCUGAGCUGAAUCUCAAGGAGCAACAUUUUUCUGACAAUGAAACCUUUCCGGAUAUCCUGAAUGUUCUAAAAAUGUCUUAUAAGGACCUUGAGAAGGAGCUGGAAUCUACACUGCAUGAGAAGAACACUUUAUGUAAAAAGGUAAAUGAACUGAAUGAAAGUUGUACUGAGCUGCAAGUCAAGCUAAGUGAUGCUGAACAAAAGAUUUCUGAAUUACAGGAAGGAAGAAAUAAGCUUGCUGAAGAAAUACAAUGUAUUCAAGAACACUCAGAGAAGGACAAAAUUCAGCUGCAUCUAACUAUGUCAGAAAAAAAUGAACUGACUAAGUGUUUGGAGAUGGUCCAGAAUGAACUACAAGAAAAAGAAAGUGAAAUGAAAAGAGAAAUAUCAGAAUACAAAGACAGAUUACUUCAAGCAGAGAAACACCAUCAGGAUGCUCUGAGAGAGGCAAAUCUAAAGGAGGCAGAAAUUGAGGCCUGUCAAGAGAAGAUUAGUUCACUGGAACACUUUAUCAGCUCACAAAAGCUGGAAAUUGAGCAUUUGAAGUCAAAUAAAGAACAGCUAAAUAAUUCCCUUAAAGAAGCUAAUCUUGCAUUAGGAGAACUCUUAAAAACUAAGGCUGAUAAUAGUAACAUUAUUGUUCAGCUGAAGAAGGAAAAUGAAUUUGCCCACAGUAAAGUGCAGCUAUGGAUGAACUCCUGUAAGCAGAUGGAACAGGAAAAGCAAAUGUUGGAGAAACAACUAGUUGAAUGUGAUGAACUACUAAAGAAGAAAAAUCUAACUAUGUCAAAACAUAAGAAAGAAGGUGCUGAUGAUAGUGCCAUUACAGAAGAAAUUAAUUUAAAACUGGAAGAAUUACAGGAAUCUAUGGAAGUGAAGACCAGAGAAGCAAAUGAGAACUUAGAGAAAUACUGCUCUCUAAUUGUUAAAUAUGAUAAACUAGAGGAAGAAAAUGAGAUGCUAAGAACACAAGUCAGUUUGCUGACUGCUCAGCUGAAACAGCCAGUAAGUGAUGCUGUCAGCACUUCUUUGCUGAAUUCAGAUAACUCAUUAACAGUGAGCAAUCAGUCUGACAAAAAGAUAAGGUCAGAUGAAGACACUGUUAAGCUUUCAAGAAAAAGGCAGAGAUGUGAAGACAACGGGAAAGGUAAUGGAAAACGAAGAUCCCCUGUACCAGACACUUCAUCCAAAAAGAAAGAGAAGUGUGAUAUCUCUCAGAAUCUGCUAGGUCAGGAGGACACACAUUUCGAGCCAGAUGGGCUUCCAGAAGUAGUGCAAAAAGGGUUUGCUGUCAUCCCCACUGGCAAGAUUAGCCCUUACAUUGUAGGCACAACACAAUAUCUCAGAACCAGUCCGCGUCUGGUUUCCCCAAGUGCGAAACGGCCUUUGCCCAACCGACUUAGAGAGCUGCAGCUCUCUUGUUUGACACCUGGUGGCAGCAAACCACAGAAG